AGCACUUUAAGUUUAGGCGCGUUUUAACGCGUGCUUCUUUGUGAGUACCUACCUCUACCUCUUCCUUUACGAUACCUAGUACCUAAGGUAUUAUGUACGAAGUACAUGGUAUUCUUGAAUUUUCCUCUGGUGUCGGCAACUUUUACUACUUUUAAGACUUUUAACCCCUACAUCUAAUUUGCACCCGAUUUAAAUCCUCUCUUUUCUCCAUGUUUUUUAAUUCGUCUGCAAAGUGACUAGUCAUAAGGCCUCAACUCAUGUCACAAAGCCUCAUAAUGUCUGAACUGUUUCAUUAUGACUUCUCGGCAACCUAAACCAGGAACACCUCCUCCCGGCUUUCGUCUUAUCCGGGAUAUUCUGGACGAAGGCAUUCCGGUUGGUAAGUUCGUUAAUGUUGUCGGUUUAGUCAAAGACCGUAGGUUACCGAUCCAAACUAGUGGACCCGACUGGAAGUCGGGUAUUACUAUCUACGACAAGUCUAUCGAGGACGAACCUGAUAAAGGUCUACUCAUAAAUAUAUUUCGCCCUGAGCACGAAAUUCCCCAACCGGACAUUGGUGAUGUUUUGUUAAUAAUAAACGCCAAGCUUCAGUUCUUUCGGAAUGAAGUAUCGUUACUAUCCCAUCGUUCGACUGUAAUUCAUAUAUACUCGGCAAACAAAAUUCCCAGGCUGCCAAAGUCGGCAAAGCAGGCCUUGCUAGACCCUAUACGACCCAAUGAUCGUCGUCCCUCAGAUAAGGAACAUGAAUAUGUUUCUUGGCUGUACCAUUCCGUUGACAAGGCCGCUCUGCCAGACGCCGCCGAGUUCAGUAUCCAAGUUGACCAAUCUCGCAACGUCAAGAACAAAUUCAAAGUCCUUGGCGACGUCCAAGACAGCCAAUUCUGUGAUAUUAUCGUCAACGUUGUCAAGGAACCUUUUGAUCAGAUGGACAAAGCUACAUUAUGGGUCUCCGACUAUACCGAAAAUGACUUUUUCUACAAAUUCUCAUGGGACUCUACAGAGGUUUCUGAAGGUCGAGAUGGCGACCCAUACGGGUACACCACCAAGAAUGUAACACCAUCCAACUGGGCCGGUCCUUACGGCAAGCGUUCAAUGCAAGUAACUUGUUUUGGUUUGCAUGGCGAAUUUGUCCGCGAGAAAGUCAAAGUAGGAGAUUGGGUGCGAUUGCGGAAUCUUCAAGUAAAAUAUGGACAUAACGCCAAUAAUCUUGAAGGAUAUUUGCGCGAAGACCGCAGUUCCUUCAGCACAGGUGUUAGGGUUGAUAUUCUUUCGACCGACGACCCAGAAAAUGUUGACCCAAGACUUAAGGACGCCAUCAAACGAAAAAGAGAUUACGAAAAGGCCAAGAAAACCCAGAUGAAGAAGUUCGUUGCAAGCGAGAACGGCAAAGUAAAUGGCGGUAAAAGGAAGGGUGAGAACCAAGAGGAAGAGAAAAAAGCCUCGAAGACGCGACGUAAAGAGCAACGAGCUCAGAGGCUUAAUAAGAUUGAGGAGCGGGACCUAGAGCAAAAAGCAAAGCUAGGUCUUAACGAAUCAAUUAAAUCUGAAUCUACCGACCAACCUAUUUUUUCUGUUCCAUCCAUACUGAAACCAAUACCUUGGACGACUACCGUAGACGGCCAAGAAGUGACAUUGACACUUCCCUUUACUUGUGCCAAGUACUGUGCCAACGUUCGAGUUGUUGACUUUCGACCACAUAAGUUGGAAGACUUUGCAACUUGGCGCAAAAAUACCGAGUACGAUAUACUCUCCGACCAUAGCGGUGCUUCUGAUUCAGAAUCGGACGAAGACGCAGGCACCUUAGACCGAUACCGCGGCGAUAAGAUCUGGGAGUGGCGGUUCGCAUUGCUGCUCGAAGAGGCUGCUCCAAAGAAAAAGGGCGAGGAUAACAGACUCUGGGUCGUGGUUGAUAAUGCCUCGGCACAGAUGCUGGUCGACCUCGACGCUGUAGAUCUUCGAGCAAACCCUGACGAUCUAAAUAAUCUGCGAGAGAAGCUCUUCAAGCUAUGGGGCAACCUGGAAGAGUGUAAGCAGCAAGAGCUGCAAAUCCAGCAGAAAAACCUACAACGAGUUGUGGCCCAACAGCCGCCAGACAGCACACCCCCUAGGCCACCAAGCAGUGGCCCGGCUCACAACGCCAUCCAGGGAAGCUUCGUAGUAUCGAAUAAACCGUUUACGUGUUGCAUCCGCCAAUACGGCAUCAAAGUCCCUGAGAAGGACCCCCUCAAGGCAGAUGCCGGCAAGGGGAAGCGCUGGGAGAGGGUGUUUGGCCUGUUCGGAACUAGGAUUAGCUCUUGAUUUCAGCAGGCGGGAUCGAAUGUCAAAUUAGAAUAAUUAAUAUCAUAAUGCGGUUGCCUGUCAGGAGCUCCCUGCAAUAGUGCACUGCUUCAACGUUGGUAGCUAUAUAUAAGAGAGGCUUAAAAUUUGAACGUCUUUCUAGGUCUAGGUAAUUACCUAGGUACCGAAGCAUACUCCUAGCAUUCCUUGAGAACCAGGAAGCAUCGAAACUUAGUAGCUUAGGUACUCGAUAGGUACCUAACCUAAGGCGGUUCAUCCUAUUCUGACCCUACUACGCAUGUCCCUUCUUUCACCAUUUACUCCCAUGCCCUCGAUAAAUACUUCAAUCUCCAAUACAACAAGCAGCCUCAGGUAGGUAGGCACAUAGGCUACAUAUGCCAAAAGCAGGAGUUGAAUGCGAUCCACACCCUCCGAGGAAUCAUCCCUCAACUCCGAUCUCCAACUCCAACUCCGUACAAUCAUCUCUCAAUACCCUCCCCCCC
Daldinia caldariorum is the source of this 2780-nucleotide messenger RNA. RefSeq lists its product as uncharacterized. Gene Ontology annotation, biological process: regulation of telomere maintenance via telomerase; telomere capping. The record is from RefSeq and is a predicted model, not a curated record. Gene Ontology annotation, molecular function: telomerase inhibitor activity; G-rich strand telomeric DNA binding. Lineage: Eukaryota; Fungi; Ascomycota; Sordariomycetes; Xylariales; Hypoxylaceae. The transcript is spliced from 5 exons. The coding region runs from base 295 to 2298 and encodes 667 amino acids. Gene Ontology annotation, cellular component: nuclear telomere cap complex; chromosome, telomeric region.